Molecule: messenger RNA, 888 nt
Organism: Homalodisca vitripennis (glassy-winged sharpshooter)
Lineage: Eukaryota; Metazoa; Arthropoda; Insecta; Hemiptera; Cicadellidae
Product: pupal cuticle protein Edg-84A-like
Exons: 3
Coding region: 10-888 (292 amino acids)
Cellular component (GO): extracellular matrix
Source: RefSeq, a predicted model, not a curated record
UCCUUCACCAUGGCUUUUAAGAUAUUUAUUGCCGCCUGCCUGGUAGCUGUUGCCUCAGCCCAGUACGGAGGAUACGCCGCACCAAAAUACGCAGCUGCACCCAAGUAUGCUCCAUACGCUGCUAAGUACGCCGAGCCCGAGCCCUACGACCCCAACCCCCAGUACUCCUUCCACUACGCCGUCAAUGACCCCAGCACUUACGACAUCAAGAGCCAGAAGGAGGAGCGUAACGGAGACUACGUGACCGGCUCCUACGAGCUGUACGAGCCUGACGGUUCCAAGCGUACCGUGGAGUACUACGACCAGGGAUACGGCUUCCAGGCUGUCGUCCACACAGAGCCUGCAAAGGGAGGAUACGCCGCUCCCGCCUACUCCGCCCCCGCAUACUCCAGGCCUGCGUACUCAAAGCCUGCCUACUCUAUCAUUCUUAUUGCUGCUGCAGCACUAGUCGCCGUGUCGGCUAGGCCCCAGCACGAACAUCUAGGCCAGGCGCAGAUCGACCACGGGUUCCACGUGGAGUACAAGGAAGAUUACUACGACCCUCACCCCAAGUACAAGUUCGAGUACGGCGUCCACGACAGCCACACUGGCGACGUCAAGAGCCAGAAGGAGGAACGUGACGGAGAUGUGGUGCACGGCAGCUACGAGCUGGUGGAGGCGGACGGUUCCAAGCGCGUCGUCCACUACACAGCUGAUCACCACACUGGGUUUAACGCUGUCGUCCACAGGGAACACAACGUCCAUCCUCAACAUUACCAACAUCACCAGGAACACAUCCCUGAAUAUAGCGGAAAUGAAGUCGAACAUCAGGCUCAUAUACCAGAACACCACGAAUCUAAUUCGCAGCAUCACGAGAACGCACUACAUAGGUUAUAUACUCUUUACUAG